Molecule: messenger RNA, 1377 nt
Organism: Emericellopsis cladophorae
Lineage: Eukaryota; Fungi; Ascomycota; Sordariomycetes; Hypocreales; Bionectriaceae
Product: ubiquinone biosynthesis monooxygenase COQ6
Exons: 2
Coding region: 1-1377 (458 amino acids)
Biological process (GO): ubiquinone biosynthetic process
Cellular component (GO): mitochondrion
Molecular function (GO): FAD binding; oxidoreductase activity, acting on paired donors, with incorporation or reduction of molecular oxygen, NAD(P)H as one donor, and incorporation of one atom of oxygen; 2-octaprenyl-6-methoxyphenol hydroxylase activity
Source: RefSeq, a predicted model, not a curated record
AUGGCCCGCCGUGGAUAUGCCACCAUGACAAACGAUAUCUAUGAUGUAGUGUGCGUGGGUGGUGGCCCAGCAGGCCUUUCGCUACUCGCAGCACUCCUGACUUCGAACCUCCGCGUGGCCCUCAUCGAAGCCCAAGAUCUGACCAAAUCUUCCGUCCUCUCACUCCCGCCGUCCAAAUUCUCCAACCGUUGCUCCUCGCUUACACCCUCUUCCGCGCAAUUUCUCAACAGCAUUGGCGCGUGGUCGCAUUUGCAACGCGACAGGAUACAAGCUUAUCAUGAGAUGCAGGUCUGGGAUGGCGUCACUGGGGCGAGGAUCGAGUUCGACUGGCCCACGCAGGGGACCGAGAAGACAAUCGCAUACAUGACGGAGAAUCUCAACCUGACGAGUGGACUUCUGGGGCGGAUACGUGAGUUAGGCGGCGUGGAUAUUUUCGAAAGCUCAAAGGUCGAGCAGAUCCAGCUGGGCGAGGAAACGGAAGAGAUGGAUCUAAGGUCGUGGCCUGUGGUACAGCUCUCCAACGGCAAGACCUUGGCAGCCCGACUUCUCGUGGGUGCAGACGGAGCAAACAGCCCCGUGCGAUCUUUUGCUGGGAUCGAGAGCCGGGGAUGGGACUAUGGCCGCCAUGGCGUCGUGGCGACGCUGGCACUGGAAGGGGAGGGAUGGGGAGGAGAAUACAGCAAGACGGCCUACCAGCGCUUCCUUCCGACAGGUCCCGUCGCCAUGCUGCCGAUGCCUGGGAACUUUGCGACCUUGGUUUGGUCGACGACACCGGCCAAUGCCGCGCUGCUGAAGCGGCUUGCACCAAAAGACUUUAUCGCCGCUGUCAACGCGGCUUUCCGGUUGAGUCCCGUCGACCUUGCGUACAUGCACAGCCAGAACGAAGGCCAGGAUGAGGAGUACCAAUGGAGGAUGCAGCACACGCAGACGAACCCCCGGAUGCUUCCUCAGGCCGUGGUCGGCGUCCAGGAGGGCACAGUCGCCUCGUUCCCUCUCAAGUUCCGCCAUGCGGACACGUACAUUGGCGAGCGUGUGGCUCUGGUUGGUGACGCAGCGCACACCAUCCACCCACUGGCUGGUCAGGGCCUGAACCAAGGCCAGGCUGAUGUGCAGAGCCUAGUGGGAGCCAUCGAGUACGCUGUCUCGCACGGCCAGGAUCUGGGCACCCAGAUGUGGCUCGAGUCCUACAACUCGGAGCGGUAUGCCGCGAAUCAUGUUCUGAUGGGUGUUUGUGACAAACUGCACAAGCUCUACUCUGUGGAAAGCGGUCCCCUUGUUCCCCUGAGAUCAAUGGGGCUCAAGGCUGUGAAUGCAUUGGGACCCCUGAAAGGCUUUCUCAUGGCGCAGGCGUCUGGGUCGGGAGCCAAGGUCAUCUAG